This is a messenger RNA of Acaulospora morrowiae, 744 nucleotides long. The record is from the annotation of a GenBank genome assembly. NCBI's taxonomy places the organism in Eukaryota, Fungi, Glomeromycota, Glomeromycetes, Diversisporales, Acaulosporaceae.
AUGAGUAGUCGCGGCUCUAGUGCAGGUUACGAUCGCCAUAUUACCAUCUUCUCUCCUGAAGGACGCUUGUAUCAAGUUGAAUAUGCAUUCAAGGCGAUAUCAAAUUCUAAUAUGACGUCGGUGGGUGUUCGCGGUCAGGACAGUGUAGUUAUCGUAACGCAAAAAAAAAUUCCGGAUAAGUUAUUGGAUCCAUCCACUGUUACGCAUGUCUUUCAAUUGACCCCGUAUGUCGGUUGCGUUAUGACGGGCUUGAUCGCUGACGCCCGAGCGCAAGUAACUCGGGCCCGACAGGAAGCCGCAGAAUUUCGUUACAAGUUUGGUUACGAGAUUCCUGCAGAUAUGCUUGCAAAGAGAGUGGCCAAUAUAAACCAAGUCUAUACGCAACGGGCUGAAAUGAGGCCCUUGGGUGUUUCAAUGAUCCUGAUCGGAUAUGAUGAUGAACGAGGCCCGCAACUUUUUAAAUGUGACCCAGCUGGUUAUUAUGUUGGAUAUAAAGCAACCGCCGCUGGUGCUAAACAACAAGAGUCUUUGAAUCAUUUAGAAAAGAAACUCAAAAAAGAUCCUUCUCUAAGUUUUGAAGAUACAAUAGAGUUAGCCAUUAAUACUCUUUCAUCUGUUUUAUCAGCUGACUUUAAGGCGACUGAAAUUGAAGUUGGCGUUGUUACACGCGAUGACCCAAAAUUCAGAACAUUGUCUGUUGCUGAAAUUGAUGAACAUCUUCAACGCAUUGUCGAAAAAGAUUAA